GCAGCGUCCGAAAGGGUUCAGCCGGAGGAGUGAGGAGGAGAAGAGAGGGAUUACAGAAGAGAGGAGAGAGAGAGAGAGAGCUGAACAUAGAAAAAAACUGAAAAAAGGAGUGAGAUAAAGACGAGGUAGAGGAAAAGAAAGAGAAACGAGAAGAGAAGUGUCGGGUUGAGGCAAGGUAGAGGAUAAAAUGGAAACAGAAGAAAGCAGUGAGGUAGAGAGGAGGUAAAGAGGUAAAGAAGAGGAGAGAGAGAGGAAGAAACAAGAGAGAAAUGAUGUACAGACAAGAUAGAGUAGAAAGGUAAAAAAAGAAGAGAGGAGAAGAAAGGAAACAGAAGAGAGAUGAGGUAAAGGAGAAGAAAGGAAACAGAGAAAAGGAAAUAGAAGAGAGACGAGGUAGAGGAGAAGAAAGGAAACAGAGAAAAGAAAAUAGAAGAGAGAUGAGGUAGAGUAGAAGAAAGGAAACAGAAGAAAGGAAACAGGAAAGAGAUGAGGUAGAAGAGAAAAAAGGAAGCAGAAGAGAGACGAGGUAGAGGAGAAGAAAGAAGAAAAAAGAGACGAGAUAGAGAAGAAGAAAGGAGAAAAAAAUAGACGAAUUAGAGGAGAAGAAAGGAGAAAGAAAAGAGAGAAGGUAGAAGAGUAGAAAGGAGAAAGAAAAGAGACAAGGUUAAGGAGAAGAAAGGAAAGCAGAAGAGAGACGAGGUAGAGGAGAACAAAAGAGAAAGAAAAGAGGCGAGGUAGAGGAGAAGAAGAAGGGAGAAAAAAGAGACGAGGUAGAGGAGAAGAAAGGAGAAAGAAAAGAGGCAAGGUAGAGGAGAAGAAAGGAGAAAGAAAAGAGACAAGGUAGAGGAGAAGAAAAGAUACAGAGCAGAGGAAAUAGAGGAGAGACGAGGUAGAGGAGAAGAAAGGAGAAAGAAGAGAGACUAUGUAGAAAAGAAGAAAGGACAGAAAGGACAGAAGAGAGGAAACAGAGGAGAGACCAGAUAGAGAAGAAGAAGGGAGACAGAAGAGAGACGAGGUAGAGGAGAAGGAAGGAAACAGAAGAGAGAAAACAAAAGAGAGACAAGGUAGAGGAGAAGAAAGGAAAUAGAGGAGAGGAAAUAGAUGAGGUAAAGGUAAAGGAGUAAAAAAGAGGUAAACUGUGGAGACACAAAGUUAAGGAGACAAGAGGAGAUUGAGAUAAAAAUGAGGAGAAGAGUGAGGAACAAGUGAGAAAUUAGUUACAGAUGAGGUAGAGGAGUUCAAAGGUAAAAAAGAAGAAAAGUACACAUGAAAGAGGGGAGUGAGGUAUAGACAGAGUAAAGGAGAAGAGAGGAGAGUGAGACAGAGAAGAGGUAGAGGAGAAGAGGCGAGUGAGGAGAGGAGGGGGUUUGGCAGCUUCGGUCUGUCUGACCAUCAAUCAGCCGGUCCUAUCACCGUGGUCCUGCCCACCGGAGAGAGAGAGAGAGAGACGGAGAGAAGGAGGAGCAAAAGAGAGAGAGAUGAAAAGAAUGGCGUCUGAUCGGCCUACCCAUCCUCCGCCGGCGCUGGUGCCGCUGCUGGUCAGUGCCGGGGCGGUUCUGGUGUCUCAGUACUUCUUCAACGCGGCGGCGCAGGUCCCCGACCCGGCGCUCCUGCCUACAGAUCCCCCACCCAAGCCGGACCCCAUCACCUCCGAGACAGUGGUGUUCUGGGGGCUGAGGUUAUGGCAGGUCGUCGGCAUCUUCUCCAUGUUCAUCCUGGCGAUCAUCAUUACACUGUGCUGUAUCUUCAAAUGCCGGAUUCCCCGCACCAAGAAAGAGAUCGAGGCGAGGAACGCUCAGAGAAACGCCGCCAAAACCUACGCUAACACCCUGGAGACGGUUCCUCCACUCAACGAACUCACCGAAAUACCAGGAGCUGAUUCCUCGGCGGUGAGGACCGUAUCGGAGCAGGUUCAGAGCCGAGAGGGCGCUCAGUUAGCCACCGUCCGCGAGGAAGACGACCUGACCAAUCAGCUCAGCCAUCCUGAGAGCGAUAACUGAUCUUCACCUGCACUUUCUUCAACUUUAUAUAAUGUUUCUGCACCUCUUUCUUCCUCUCUGAACUGUUUACUGUCCUUCCCUGUCUUUUCUUAAAAAUGAUCACACUUCGCCAUGAGCACAUUCCAUAUCACUGCCCAUUCAGUUUACAUAAAAACAUAGGUGCACUUCUUGAUGUAUUGAUGUUUUGAGGGAUUGGGCCAAAUGAGGUUUAUACUUGGCAGCCGGGGUUUUGGCACAUGCAACUCGGGCUGAUUCCCAAAGUAUACUCAGCAGCCGGGGUUUGGUUAAUGCAGCACUCGUCACAGUUUCUUAUUUUAAAUGUAUGUUCCACCUUAAAUGAGGCAGUAGCUGCAAUCUGACGCUAGUAGCUAGUAGAGUAGCCUUCAUGUACCGCUCCAGCGCCCCCUGCAGUCUGUACAGAUCAUGCGUACCGCUAUUUUCUGUAUUAAAGGCUUAAAGCAGUGGUUUUCAAAGUGUGGGUCUUGGGUGUCCAAUGAAGGAUUGGGAUGAUAUAGGUUUGUACUCAGCAACCAGGAUGUCGGCACAUGUCUGGGGCCAAUUGUUGUAUUAUACUCAGCUAAUGGGGUGUUGACACAUACGAUUUGGCCAGAUUCACAUAUUAUACCCAGCAAACUGAAGUAUUGGAAUGUGUGGCUUGGGACAAUUACUAUAUUAUACUUGGCAACCAGGGAGUUGGCAUAUACGAUUUGGCCAAUUCCCAUAUUAUACCCAGCAAACUGAGAUAUUGGUAUAUGUGGCUUGGGCCAAUUGCUGUAAUAUACUCAACAGCCAGGGUGUUGGCACACAUGAUUUAGGAAAGAUUCCCAUAUUAUACUCAGCAAACUGCAGUAUUGGAAUGUGUGGCUUGGGCCAAUUGCCAUAUUAUACUCAGCAACCUGGGCGAUGGCACAUACAGUUCGGGCCGAUUUCAUAUUAUACCCAGCAAACUAAGGUGUUUGUAUAUGUGGCUUGGGCCAAUUGCCAUAUUAUGCUUGGCAACCGGGCCGUUGGCACAUACAAUUUGGGCAGAUUCCCAUAUUAUACUUAGCAAACUGAGGUAUUGGUACAUGUGGCUUGGGUCAAUUGCCAUAUUAUACUUGGCAACCGGGGUAUUGGCAAACACAGUAUGGGCCAAUUGCCAUAUUAUACUCAGCUAACUGAGGUAUUGGUGUAUGUGGCUUCAGCCGAUUUCUAUAUUAUACUCAGCAACCGGGGUAUUGGAAUAUGUGGCUUGGGCCAAUUGCUGUAUUAUACUUGGCAACCGGGGCGUUGGCACAUGCAGCUUUUCCUAACUCAUACGUCAGUAGCAACAUGCUCCAUACUGCGACACUGUUUAAGGUGGAACUGAAAUAAUGAGAAGCACCAUUAGCAACAUUUCCCAUAAUGCAACACUGUUUAAGGUGGAACUAAAAGCAACAUGUCCCAUACUGCAACACUGUUUAAGGUGGAACUGAAAUAAUAAGAAUCACCAUUAGCAGCAUUUCCUAUAAUGCAACACUGUUCAAGGGGGAACUAAAAAGCGUCAUGUCCCAUACUGCAACACUAUUUAAGGUGGAACUAAAAAGCAACAUGUCCCAUACUGCAACACUGUUUAAGGGGGAACUAAAAAGCAACAUGUCCCAUACUGCAACACUGUUUAAGGUGGAACUAAAAAGCAACAUGUCCCAUACUGCAACACUGUUUAAGGGGGAACUAAAAAGCAACAUUUCCAAU
Astyanax mexicanus (Mexican tetra) is the source of this 3713-nucleotide messenger RNA. RefSeq names its product transmembrane inner ear (gene tmie). The record is from RefSeq and is a predicted model, not a curated record. Bases 1479 to 2000 code for a protein of 173 amino acids. NCBI's taxonomy places the organism in Eukaryota, Metazoa, Chordata, Actinopteri, Characiformes, Acestrorhamphidae. The transcript has 6 exons.